GAGAGUACGUUGUCCAACAUCAUCAUCUUUCGUGAAACACGUUUGGCCUCCUCCAUGUCAUGGUAUAAAUAAAUCGACGUGAGUUUCCAAGUCUGCAGCUUGGGGAAAGAGAGCUGAGAUCAGACAGAGAGAUAGAGAAGGGAAGAGAGAGAGAGAGAGAGAGAGAGAGAGAGAUGGUGAGACCUCCUGGUGGUGAUAAAAAUGGAUUGAAGAGAGGUACAUGGAUGCCAGAGGAAGACAGGAAGCUAAUAGCUUAUGUUACUAGAUACGGCUGCUGGAAUUGGCGCCAGCUUCCCAAGUUUGCAGGUCUAUCAAGGUGCGGGAAGAGUUGCAGACUUCGAUGGAUGAAUUAUCUAAGGCCAAACAUCAAAAGAGGGAAUUAUAGCAGAGAAGAAGAGGAGACUAUCAUUAAGCUGCACGAAUCAUUGGGGAAUAGAUGGUCUGCAAUUGCUGCUCAGCUACCAGGAAGAACAGACAACGAGAUCAAAAACCACUGGCACACCAACCUCAAGAAAGGCUUGAAAAAGAGCUCCGACGUCCCACGCCAAGAAAAUAACAGUUCUAACAAUCUUUCCCAGCUGGAAAAAAUACAAAAGAGAAAUGAUCCAAAUAAUUCUCUUCUAUAUCCAACAGACACUGAGAUAAUUGGUAGAUUCCCAUCAUCUGAUCUACAACCAUCCUCAAGUAGAUCCUCCUCCAUCACUACCAAUACUUCAGUUGAACCUAGGAUAAACAUGGUUGAGGAUGAUGAUUUUACAUCCACAGAAGCAUCUGCAGAAACCAGCGGUAAUUUUUGGACACAACCAUUUUUAACAGAUAAUUCCUACAUCGCAUGUGAUUUCCUGGCACCUUUUAUGGACACUGAGGAUUUAUCUCCAGUAGUUGAUGAAUUCUCCUUCCCAUAUGGUUUGUUCGAGGAAAUACAUGGCGCCAACGAUCUUUCAGUACCACUUGAAAAAACACAAAUAAGGGAAAGGGAACCAAAUGAUCCUCUGCUAAGUUGCACUGCCCAAAUAAUGGAUAGCUCACCAUCAUCACCACAACCCUCCUCAAGUGAAUUGUCCUCUAUGACCAAAGAUAAUGCAGUUGCAUCUAGUACAAACAUGGUUGCGGAUGAUGUUGUUACUUCCCUAGAAGCAUCAGCAGAAACUACUGGUGAUUUUUGGACGGAGCCAUUUUUUGAUGGUAGCUCCUACAUUACAAGUGAUGUCCUGGCACCUUUCACCAACAAUGAAUAUUUGUCUCCAGCAUUUGUUGAAUACUUUCCCGGAUAUGGCCUGUACGGGGAAUAUGAGGGCGUCAACAUGAUAAAUUAAAAAUAUAUGCAUGCAGAAUUUUAUCUAUUCCGUAUUGCUUCUCCUUUUGUUUUUAGAAGAGAUUUGUACAUUUAAUCGGAAUGGAAUGUAAUGAAUUGAAAUAAAAUUAUAAGGUUGAAUAAGA
Messenger RNA from Carya illinoinensis, 1440 nucleotides. Its product is annotated as transcription factor MYB4-like. Lineage: Eukaryota; Viridiplantae; Streptophyta; Magnoliopsida; Fagales; Juglandaceae. The transcript has 3 exons. The record is from RefSeq and is a predicted model, not a curated record. The coding region runs from base 174 to 1316 and encodes 380 amino acids.